This is a messenger RNA of Rhagoletis pomonella (apple maggot), 636 nucleotides long. Its product is annotated as jerky protein homolog-like. The coding region runs from base 1 to 636 and encodes 211 amino acids. The record is from RefSeq and is a predicted model, not a curated record. Lineage: Eukaryota; Metazoa; Arthropoda; Insecta; Diptera; Tephritidae. The transcript has a single exon. Gene Ontology annotation, molecular function: nucleic acid binding.
AUGUUUUUACCCCCCAAUUGCACAGCAUUAGUCCAACCAAUGGAUCAAAAUGCUAUCCGAAUUCUGAAAGUGAACUAUCGUAAAAGUUUCCUAUCAUUUAUGUUAUCAAAUUUAACCGAUAAUUUGACGGAUGUUAUUAAAAAGUUUUCUUUAAAAGACGUUGCAUUUUUGGUGACGAAUGCUUGGAACGCAGUAGGCACUAAUCUACUUCAAAAAUGUUUCAACAGAAUCUUGAAACACGAAGAAUGGGAUUCGGAUGACGACUUGCCCCUUGCGCAAUUACGCUCUAAUCACUUAAGUGAAGUAAUCGACCUGCUGGUUGAAAUAAGUCCGGAUGUGUAUCAGAAUAAUGAAAUUACUGAAUGGAUAAAUGACGAAGAUAUAGAUCAAGGAGAGGAAAGUGAGGAGGACGAAGAAAUUGAGGACGAUAUUUUAGAAGGAAAUGAUAAUCCAAUCCCAAAAAUAUCCCAUUCAGAUGCUAUUGCCGCAUUAAACACUUGCAUACAAUAUGCUGAAGAGCAGGAUUUUAGGUCCGGAGAUAUUUUGAAACUUAUUGGCCUAAGAGAGAUAGCUUAUACAAAUCGCAAUGAAACCAAACUUCGUCAGACCAAAAUCACGAAUUUUCUUCAUCAAUAG